Ctenocephalides felis (cat flea) is the source of this 7331-nucleotide messenger RNA. Its product is annotated as calcineurin-binding protein cabin-1-like. The coding region runs from base 296 to 7219 and encodes 2307 amino acids. The record is from RefSeq and is a predicted model, not a curated record. NCBI's taxonomy places the organism in Eukaryota, Metazoa, Arthropoda, Insecta, Siphonaptera, Pulicidae. Gene Ontology annotation, cellular component: nucleus. Gene Ontology annotation, biological process: chromatin organization. Gene Ontology annotation, molecular function: protein binding; nucleosome binding. The transcript is spliced from 35 exons.
UUUGUCAUAUUGAUGAUAUUUUAUUUCCAAAAUCAUACUUAGGAAAUUAUAACUACUUAUUGAAUUUUUAUAGAAUGAGCAACCACAGACACAUCAAAAAAGCGUCAUUAUGCUUAAAAAUCAAAUUUGUGUCUCAAUAAAUAUAAUAAAUACUUUAUGGCAUGCAUAAAAAUCGACUGAACUAGAAUUAGUAAUUGAAAUUGAAUCAUUAUGUUUCUAAAAGACAGAUUACAAAAAAUAAACAAGUUUUUUAAAUAUUAAUAUUAAUGUGCAUUUUUGUGCAAAAUCAAUCAAGAUGUUGGCUCGAAUCCAUGCACUAAACACUAUUGAUUCUUCAGAUGAUAGUGAUUCUGGGGAUUCUGAAAAUGAACUUACACUCACCAAGGAAGCUUUGGAAGAAUUAGCUUUAAAGGAAUACAAUAGGGCCUUGAAUUUAUUAUCAGCAGGCAAGAUUGAUGUGUCUGUUAGGCUUAUGAAGGAAUUGUUGGAUUGUGAUAUUAUAGUAAAGACUGUUAAACCUAUUGUUCCUGAUACUGUGGAUCGGCCAAUUUUGAGGGUAAAAUAUUGUCUUCAUAGAAAUUUAGCUGCUUCCGCUGAUAAACAAGAGGAUUACCAAAAUGCUUUACAUCAUUACUGCAUGGCAUGCGAUUUGGAUGGAACUGAUUGUUAUGUGUGGUAUAAGUUGGGGCAAGUUGCCAUGAAAGCUAAAAGAUUUGAUAUUGCAUUACAUGCAUUUGAUCAGGGUUUGGAAUGCAAUUCAAAUCACUGGCCUUCAAUGGAUUGCUUAAUAAGACUUUUAUAUGCUAUGGGUCAUCCUGAGAAUUGCUUGCAUUACAUAAAAAUUGCUUUAGAAAAAGAGCCACAGUAUAGAAGAGGACAUUUUCUCAAAAAUCUAAUAUUUUCAGAACGCCCAUUUUUAAAGAAAUAUUAUGAUAAACUUGAAUUUCCUGAAACAAAAUUUGGUGAAGAGAAUGAUGCAGAGUUUAUGUCAGAUGUCAUAAAAUUGCGAGAACAGUGCUGUGAUGAAACACUUGGUGAAUCCUGCGAUGAUAAAUUAGGAAUAUUUGAUGUUCCAGAGAAUUUUUAUUGUGAUGAAAAUAGUUUAACAUGGAUUGCUAUGGGAAAUUUGCUGCUAAAGAUAUUUACAUACUUAAAAGAAAAUGACCUGCUAUUAAAUCAAGUAAACUUUUCAGUUUUAUCAGAAAAGCUAAAUUUAAUAAAAACUGAAAUACUGAAUGACAAUAACGAUAGUAUGAGCCAUAUAAAUUAUGCAUUAGAAAGUAUUGUACAGCAAAAUAUUGAAGCAUUGAAGCAGCAAUGUGAAGAAGGAGUUUUAUUAGAAACUAAUGAUGAGCUAUUAGCUGAUACAAACAUAUAUGAAAUACUUAGUGAUGACAAUGUUAAUUCAUUAUCCGAAAACCCAGAAGUAAUAGAAAUUUCUGACACAAAUGAUAAGGAUUCAAAAGAUUGCCAAAAGGAGAGUGAAGCUUCUGAUAAUAAUAAUGAUCCCAAAGAUGACAUUAAAGAUACUCAAAGCAACAAAUCUGAUCAGCCGCAACAAAGUGGUACAAAAGGCCCGAAAAAAAGAAGAGGUAGUGAACUAGCAAAUUUAGAUCAUUGGGGAAAAUCAAAACAAAGAAGAAGUUCUCGCAAAAAAAAUAUUGAAAAUGUAUCGAGGCAAUGUGAUGAUGAUGAAACUGUUGAAGAGGCUUUAAAGCGUAUUGUACCACAAAGUUUACUUCCUGAAGGCUUGAAAAUAUGGAAAUCCAGACGUUUGGAAAGUGAUGCACAUUCAGAAGAUAGCAUGAAUACUAUGGAUCUUUAUGAAUUAUUUGAAAAUGAACAAGUUGAAAAUUCACAAAAGGGGAAAACUGAGGAAGUGAGAGUCAAAACUCCAAAUGCAGAAGAUUUGAAGAAAAAUAGAAAUAUUUGUGAACUGAUGAGAUCCUGGCUAAAGAAUUUGUCGAAUAUUAGAUUUAUGACUUGGCCAAAAUCUUUAAAUGAAAUUUUUGUUAAUGUAUAUUUGAAGCAUCGUGAAAUACUUGCUGAGCAUCCAUGGAUCUUCACAGAUGAUUCAAGCUUGUUAGCAGAAGAUGCAAUUAUCACAUUGACUUUUAUCGAAUUUUAUUUUGAUUCUCGACAUUAUCAAGAAAAAAAUUUUGAAGGGAUUGAUAAGAGUGCUUUGGAAAUAAAUAACAAAUUAUUUUUAGAAGAUAUAAACUUUUUAGAUUUGCUAGGGGGACGAGAUGAUAUUUUUAAUGAUGGUCCUUUUAACUUUUUAAUUCGUUUCCUUUGGAUUAAAUCACAAUAUCUUCAUUCGCAGAAACAAGCUGAUAGAGCAAUUGAAUGUUUACAAUAUGUAAUCAAAAGUAUUGAGACGGAAGAAAAUGAAAAGUUCAUGAUCAACUUGCCAAACUGUAGAAUGAAUCAUACAAUUAGUUUGGAUGCAGCAAAGAUAUUGCUGAAAAAAUGGGAGAGAAUGGAGAGUCUAUUAAGUCUUAAAGAGCUGUAUGAAAAGAAAAGCUAUGAAAAAAUUGCUGAUGUUUUAAUGGAUUAUUUAGUUACUGAUGAUAGUUUAAUUAUAUAUGAUGAUAAUGAUAAUGAAGAAGAUAAAGAUGCAAUACCUCGACCAAUUUUGUUGCAUAUCCUCGUGGAAUCACUUUGGGUGAUGGAGAAAUUUGAUAUUUUGCUGAAGUGCUCUGUUUUGUGCUUAUAUGAAUGCUGCCAGCGAUAUUUUACUGGAAAUGUUGCUAUGAUUUCAAAUACCUGGGCGAAAACCAUUCAAAGCUUGCUCCUUUAUAUAGAAGCUAUUUUAAAAGUGGAGGAACCAUAUUCUGCUUUGAUGAGCAUCUCAGAUAAUAUCUUAUGCAAAUUAGUGAAAUGUCUAUGCAAUAUUAUUGUGCAUCAGUUGAGCGAUAGAUCUAUGAAAAUAUACCAUCAUUUCUCUCAAAUUAAUUUAAUUAUGCCAUGGAUAUUACUCUACUACAUCACUGGCUUCCAUGAAGCUCGUGGGCGUGAUGAGAAUAUGAAAAUGCGGAAAUUUUGUCCUGGUUAUUCUAAAUGGAUUGUAAAACAACGUCUUUCUCAACCCAAAAUGGAUGAAUUUAAGACAUUGCAUGAAAUUGAGGAAGGUGUUGACGAUGAUGACAGCUUUUCAUUAUCUACUUCCAUUCAGUUACUAUUUACUGCUCACGAUUACUUGGGAAAACGCAAACUCUGCACUGCCAGCAGUGGAUUAUUACUCUCUUUUACAUUGAACGAGUUGGCCUUGCGUGUUAAGUUCAAUAGUCCGCGUAGAAUUUUACAGGAAAAUUUAGAGCAGUGCUGUUACUGUCUUUAUGCACAUCCUCCUAAAAAAUCGAAACCAAGACACAUAACGGAACAUGAUGUUGCACCUGUUGAAAUGAAAUGGGAGGAUGCUCAUAAAAUUUAUGAAAUAUAUCGUCCAGAUAAAUUGCCUGAGUUUGAUAGCAGGGUAGCUGCUAUAGUUGCAGACACUGAAAUUUUAUUCCAACGCCUGAUACAACUUAUGCCGAUGCUAGGUGAUAUACAAGAUAAGGUUACCGCAAUGAACAAAUUUAUAUUUGGAUCUGAGAAACAUAUGCCCGAAAAUUUUAUGGGAAUGCAUCAUCAUAUGGUGAACAUAUUUUAUUUGUUGGGCGAUUUCUACAUGAAAAAUCGCGAUCUACCAAAAGCCAUUAAGCAUUAUACAAUGGACGUUUGUGUUGUUCCUUCCAGACUGGAUUCCUGGGCAGGCAUGGCGCUGGCGCUUGCAUCCCAGAUUGAAACAAAGUUAUACUCUUGCGAGAAAAUUAGUGAAAAUAAAUUUUUGGAUAAUGCAUUUGCAACUGCAAAAUGUUUUGAACAGACACUGGAGUUAAAUCCGAAGCAUUGUGUUUUACUCAUAGAAUUUGGAUCAUUUGCAUACUUAAUUCAUUCUUACUGGUCAAGACUUCUUAAGCAGGCUAGUGAGACUCUCAGCAUGGAGAGAUUUAGCAUGUUGGAAAGUCGCAAAGAAAGCAUGCUUGAACGAGCAUACAUCUGCUUCACUGAAGUAAGAAAAGUUUGGUGUGAAACAAGUACUGAUGCAGAUGAACGAUGGUUGCAUCAUUAUAUGCUUGGAAAAAUUGCAGAAAAACUUAAAAAAGAUCCUGUUGAAUAUCUGAAUCAUUAUUGGGAGGCUAGUCGAUUACUUGAAGAAAAUAAUGCUAUGUAUCCUCGAAAAAUUAAUUACUCUUCACCACAACAUUUGGCAGUAGAAGCUCUAGAAGUAUUUUAUAGAUUACAUGCAAGCAUUUUGAAAUAUUUAGAGCAUCACAACAAUACUAAUAUUUCACGAGAUUUGGGAGAUUUGUUUUUGAAGCAUUUAAUUGCAGCAUCAAAAGGCCCAUUUGGUAAUCCAGAGCUUGUUAAUGCAGUUACUAUGGACGAAUCUGAUGAUCAAAAAGAAAAUGUAAACAAACGUAAACUUGAAACUGUUGCCGAAGAAAAUGAAAAUGAGAUGAACCCAGUCAAAAUUCAAAAAAUUAAUGAUGAUGUUUCAAUAAGCAAAUCACCGAAGCCCUCUAGCGAUUUGUGUGAACCGGGUACUCCGAAAAUAUCUUCUGCAAAUCCGGAGGGUAAUAUUGUUACUUCAACUCCUAUUGUUGAUAAACCAGCUGAGCUGGACGAUAGCGUCAUAGUUAUAUCAGAUUCCGAUGAUGAAACAUCAAAACCCUCUGAACAGAAUACUAAAGAAGAACAAGUUGAGGCAAAUAAGCAGACUAUUGAGCCAGAUAAACAACCAGCCAUAACCGAGAAUGUAGAAAAAGAUAAACCUGCUGAAGUUGUUGAUCCGCAAGAAACACUCAAUCAUCUUAUGAAGGAAUGCCUUGAAAAAAUGGAGUUUUCUGAAGAAACUGAUACUGCAUCUGAGGCAAGGCGCAUGUCUCAAUCCAGCAGCAAUACAAAAGCUGUAACUGAUACAUCAUCAUCUUCCAGCGAUGAUAGUUCAAGUGAUAAUUCAAAUGAUUCAAAUAAUAGUUCAUCAAGUGAUAAUUCAAGUUCUUCUAGUGAUAGUUCAAGCUCUAGUGAUAGCGAGGAUGAAACAAGCAAGGCUAGUAGUAAGGCUAGUAAAACUAGUAGGUCGUCUAAAAAGUCUACAUCAAACUCAUCCAAAGCAAAGAAAAAAUCCGAGUUUUUGACUAAAGCUGAAAUUGAUAAACUUAUCACAUUGUGUAUUGUGAGUUUAGAAGAAUGUAUCCACAGAUGUCCACAACAUUACAAGGCUUUCUAUCGUUUGGGCUAUCAUUUCUUAAAGCACGGUGUUACUAAAAAGCAAUUAAUGCGUUAUGCUUCGCCGAACGCCCCUCCAAUGACUGGUUCAACAUUAUGUAAACAACUACUUAUGACUACUUAUAACCAGGGAACAGAAGCUGCCAUUCAAGGUUUAUUUUCUGAUAGAAAGCCUAACAAUUUCUUCAAUGGUAUAUGGCGUUUACCAGCAAGCGACAUCGACCGUGCAGGCAGCUUUGCCUCUCAUAUGUCACGAUGUGUUACACUUCUUAUGGAUGUUUUGAUGGAAACUGGUGAUCAUAGAACGCUUUUGGAACUUUGUCUGCAGCUUCAGAAAACUCCAGAUGCAGAUAAGAAAUAUCUUCGAGAUCCAGAGCGUGAAGAGUUAUCCCAGCAAGCAUUGACACUAUGUGUGCAGACAUUGAGAAACCGAUUGAAGAAACUUUCUGAGACGAAAGCCAAAGCCGAUAUAAUUACUUUCAUGUUGGAUGUUUUCAGAACACAUAAGAAAGCUAAGAAACAUCUGCAGCAAAAAGAGAAAUCUUUCUCAUUGUUGCUUACAGAUGCAUAUAAACUUUAUACAGAUGGCAAGGAAGUUGAUAGUUCUCAUUUAUUUGAUGCUGCAGUAAGAUUUUGUCAACAACAACUUGCAACAAGAAGGCAGAACAAUCAAAUCUCACCUGUGCCUGUAUCUCAAAUGGUUCAAAGUGCUGCACCAUCAGUUCAAAUGCAGCAGUCGGUGGUAAGCAAUCCCGCUCCUUCUAUUCCAAUCCAACAAUCUUUGUUCAAUCCUAUGGUGCAAAGUUUUUCAUCACCAGUCAGUUCUUUUGCACAUGUUCCUAAACCAAGAGGACGACCUCCAAAUAAUCCGAUAGCUACAUACAGCAUGCCUAGUGAACAAGCACAAUUAUCUAACAUGUUAUUAAAUCAAUAUAUGUCUAUGCUAAAUGAUUUUUCGAAACUUCCACAAGCUGCGGCGGCCCAAGUACUAGGGAAAUUUCCUAAUCCUUUCACUGGACUCAAUGUGCUUCCUGGUCAGCCAAGCACAAGUAGUUCCAUUAGAUCUGCACAAAAAAAGAUGAAUUCCCCUACUACAAGUGUAAAUAAUAGUGCAGCUUCCCUUGGAAUUAGCCCUCUGAUGAAUCCUAUUUCAUCAACAAAUUUAAAUAUGUUAUCUUCUCCUACUAAAAGCAAUACUAAUAAUUCAUCUCCAACAUUAAACGUUGUGCCAAAAAAGAUAAAUAUGGGCAUAUCAUCACCCAGUUCUUCUACUACUGCAUUUUCUGCAACAUCUAAACAUGCAAACCAAGUUCCUCCUGGAGUUUCCAAUGUGACUCCCACAAAAAAUCCAUACAAUGUUGGAUCUUACAUGAGUCCUGGUACAGGAUUUACAAAUAUGAACAAUGAUCUCAAUAACAUGUUCAAGAACUUUUUUCAAAGUAAUGCUCCUAAAAAGCAUACUUCAGAUUUAUCAAAAUUACGUGAUAAGUAUAAGGUGCAGUCGAAUAACAUAAUGGGUUCUAAAAAUCCUAUGACAUUCACUCAAGAAAUGACUUAUAAGCCGUCUAAAAAGGGACGCCCACCAAAAAUGAGCAUGGAUUUCAGUAAUAAAUCUGCCAGUGCUGCACCCAAACCUAUUAAUAUUAAAAAUCAGAAGGACUGCCUACCAAACACAUCAGCAUUAACAUGUACAGUAGUCUCUUCAAAAGCUAAAGACUCACUCAAAGCCCACCCAGCUCUUACAUCCUUGCCCAAUAUUACUAUUACUCCUGUCCAGAAAGCUUCAAAUCCGUUUCCGCAAAAACAACCACAAACUGACACUCCAAUUAUAAGACCGCAUGCACAACCUGCACAUAUUCAAACAAGUCCAGGAAAAAGUUUGCAGGAGAAAUUAGCUGAAAAAAAGAAAAGCACGAUGGAAUCAAAAAUAAUACGUAUUGAUUAGUUUGUAUAUAUGAAUUAUAUUUUAUUUGACUUAUAUCAGUAUUCAAAGUCUUGUAAUAUUUAUCAUAAAACAUAUUUAAGUACUAAAUAUUACUAAAAGUACUAAAUAAAAA